AUGUCUCUCUUUUUUUCUUUCCACUCUCUUCUCCUUCUCUUUCUUCUCUCUUUUCCUCACAUCUUUUUUCUCUUGCUCCCUCACUCUCUACUCUCUCUGUCUGUCUUCCUCCCCUCCCUUUCCCUCCCUCCCCUCUCCCCUUCUCCCUCCUCCCCUCUCGUCUCCCCUGCAUCGUCUCUCUCGCUCUCUCGUAUCCCCACCUCUUCAUCUCCUCCUCUCUCUUCCGUCCCCCUCCUCCCUCUCUCCUCGUCCCUCUCCCUCUCCUCUCACUCCCUCCUCUCCCCUCACUCCUCUCAAUCCUCAUCCCCACCACUCCUUUCCUCUUCAUUCACUCUUCUCCACCCCCCUCCUCUCCUCACAACCAGCAGCUCCUCUCUCUCCAUCCUCUCUCUCCUCUUUCACUCCUACUCAUCUCUCCACCCUCUCCUCUCCUCACAUAGCCUCCUCCCGUCGCCUGUCUCUCCUCCCUCUGCUCUCCUCUCGAUCUCCUCGUUCUCACCAAACUUUCUCUCUCGGCCCUCUCUCCUCUCUAUUUCUCACGACUUAUCUCUCCCACUUAAUCUCAUCUCCUACCUUACUCCUACUCUUUCCUCUCCUCUCCUCUCCUCUCUCUCCCCUCGUCUCCGUCCGCUCUCCGCUCGCAGGCUCUCCUCAUCUCUCUCCUCCCUUCUCUCUCCCUCCGACUACUUUACUCUUCGACUCUCCCCCCACUUUCUCCCCCAACCUUUUCACUUCUCUCCUCUCUCCAUCAGCUCCACAACUCCACCUCAUCUCGUUCCUCGCGCUCCUCUCUCCCCUACUCCUCUCUCUCCUCUCUCUCCUCUCCCUACUGUCCUCUCUCUCAUCCCAAACUACUCCUCCAUUCAUCUCUCCUCUCUCACAUCCUCUCUCCAGCUCCCCGCAGUCAUCUCCUCUUCCACUCCUUCUUCAAACUCUCUCUCUCUCUAUCCCACGUCCUGCUCUCUCCUCUCUCCCUAUCUCUGGCCUCCUCCCCACACUCUCUCCCCACUUCCCUCUCUCCGUCCCACUUUCCUCCCUCUCUCUCUCCCCCCUCUACUCUCUCCUCUCACCUCUAUCGUCUCUCUCUCCUCUGCUCUCUUCCCCAUCCUCCCCGCUCUCCCUCCUUCCUACCUCCCUCUCUCUCCUCUCCCACUCUCCCCUCCCCCCUGA
Molecule: messenger RNA, 1170 nt
Organism: Knipowitschia caucasica
Lineage: Eukaryota; Metazoa; Chordata; Actinopteri; Gobiiformes; Gobiidae
Source: the annotation of a GenBank genome assembly